AUGAUAUAUUGUGUUCAAAUAUUGUUUCCUCGUGGAUGCUUUUGGGAUGUCAGUGACACAGGUUCUGGCUCGUGGAUUUGGCGAAAGCUCCUUAAGCUCAGGCAACAGGCUGCGACGUUUUUGCGAUCCUCAAUUGGGAAUGGUAAGAAUACUUUGUUCUGGUUUGAUAAUUGGGUGGAUAUGGGAAAAUUAAUUGAUGUGGCAGGAGACUCGGAAACUCAAGCUCUUGGUAUUAGCCGCUAUGCAACUGUUGCUUCUGCAGCCACGUCUGGACGAUGGAACAUUCGACGAUGUCGCAGCAGUCACCUACGGGCGAUGAUUGCUCGCAUCAACGAUGUUCCGGCUCCGGUAGAGGAUGCAGAUAGCGAUCAGUUACUAUGGCGACACGGAGAGGAUGAUCACAAGACAUGGUUCUCGUCAUCUAGCACAUGGGAUCAAGUGCGAAUGAAACAUCCCAAAGUAACAUGGAACGAGCUGAUUUGGUUUCCACAGGCCAUCCCUCGGUGCUCAUUCAUCGCGUGGCUGGCCAUUCUAAACCGGUUGUCCACUGGAGACCGCACACAAGCUUGGGGCGAGAUCCAGCAAUGCCGCCUGUGUGGUGAACCACAGGAAACAAGAGACCACCUGUUCUUUGCGUGUCCAUACACGUAUACAGUUUGGACAGAAACAAUUGGAUCCCUGCUUCCGCGACCCAAUCCUGACUGGAGCAUUACCAUCACAAUGCUCCUGUUUCGUCGACGAUCAGCUUCUGCUACAUGCCUGCUUCGCCUUUCAUUCCAAACUGUAAUCCACAGCAUCUGGCGUGAAAGAAACAGUCGGAAACACAACGGGAAAUACCGCACGGCCGCAGAGCUCACUCAUAUGAUUGAUAAGAUGAUCAGGAACAGGAUCUCCUCAUUACGUUCCAAGAACAUGGCUCUCUAUAGUACCGUGAUGAUGGAAUGGAUGGGAAGAGCUAUUAGUUAG
Brassica rapa (field mustard) is the source of this 966-nucleotide messenger RNA. RefSeq lists its product as uncharacterized. Lineage: Eukaryota; Viridiplantae; Streptophyta; Magnoliopsida; Brassicales; Brassicaceae. The record is from RefSeq and is a predicted model, not a curated record.